Molecule: messenger RNA, 1704 nt
Organism: Theileria equi strain WA
Lineage: Eukaryota; Apicomplexa; Aconoidasida; Piroplasmida; Theileriidae
Product: arginyl-tRNA synthetase, putative
Exons: 5
Coding region: 1-1704 (567 amino acids)
Biological process (GO): arginyl-tRNA aminoacylation
Molecular function (GO): arginine-tRNA ligase activity; ATP binding
Source: RefSeq, a predicted model, not a curated record
AUGCUCGGAAAAGCGACCAUUGCAACACAUAGGUUAUGCACUGAAUUGAAAAAGGAUAUUUCCAUCGUAUCCGAUUGUUUCAUCGGCGCAAGUGACUUUAUAAGGAUUGUUCUUAAGGAUGAAUACAUACAGUCAAGGCUAGAAUCCAUGCUUUCGGACGAAAGAUUGGGAAUACCUAUCAUGAACAAUGAGUGUGUAGUGGUUGAUUAUUUCGGACCAAAUGUAGGAAAGGAGCUCCAUCUAGGUCAUUUACGUUCGCUGGCAAUGGGUCAGAUGGUAUCAAAUGUGUUAGAGUUUUAUGGAGCCACAGUUCAUCGCAGGAACCAUGUUGGUGAUUUUGGAUCACAAUCGGGUGUUAUAAUACGUUACCUUUUAGAAUAUGACCCAAAAACAUUAGAAUCAUUGGACUAUGGGACCUGCAACACAAGUAUAAAUAUGGAAAAGGAAAGGAUGGUCAGAGGUCACAAGUAUCCUGAAGAAGUUAUUGAUACUACAGAUAGACGUCUUGGUUUAGGUGGGAUAGAUUUUCCGGAUCAACUUACUAUAAGCACACUUGGAGAGUAUUAUAGGAUCUCAACUUUGAAAUACAAAGAUGAUGAUUUGUUUGCACACCGAGCUCGCUUGGAAACAACUGCUCUGCAGAAUGGUAAAAGUGUUGCACAAAAGCAAUGGGACAAUGUUGUAAAAAUAUCUCUACGGCAUUUUACCGAGAUAUUAAAGAGCUUUAACGCUACAAAGUUAAAACACAUUCCAGAGAGUUGCUACAAGAUUCGUGCAAAUCAACUAAUUGAUUCUCUACUGGAGGCUGGAGUUGCCAAACAAUUUGGAGAUUCAUAUGUAGAGGUGUUUCUUUCAGAUUGUAAAGACUCGGGUGCGAAUAGAUCUGUUUUGCGUACCAGAGAUGGAGCGCUCACAUAUAUGGCAACGGAUCUAGCCGCCUUACGUCAUCGCAUUUCUACGCACAAACCAGAUAUCAUAAUUUACAUAACUGACGAAGCCCAGGAAUUUCACUUUAAGAGGCUUGAAGAAAUCGCAAUAAAGGCAAACAUUCUUGGAGAUUGCAAGAUUGAACAUAUGGGCUACUCUCCCAUAUUAUCGCAGGAAGGUGAUAAAAUUAGGUCAAGAUCUGGAACGCAGUAUCGUAUUUCCGAAACUUUGUCUCAGAUAAAAAAACUGGCCAGGGAUAUGAUUGUUCAAAAUGGUGACUACAUAUCACAAACAACUCAUGUUUUGUCCGAGAGAAUAGGGGCUGGAGGUAUAUUAUUUUCUGAGUUGUCGACUCAUCAUGAAAAGAGUGAUAAAUACUCUAUUGAUCGCAUUGCAGCCACAGGCCUUAAUCCCCUCUUUUCUUUGUUGCUCUCGUAUUCAUCAGCCUUUUCAAUACUAAAUCGACUUUUACACUCUAGAACACCGCCAGAGUACAUUAAGGACGAUGGAUUUCGAAAUGAAACUGAAAGGAGUUUGGCACUGACGCUGAUGGGAUUAGAAAAUGAAGUAUAUUACUCACUAAAAUCAAGGAUAUCUCAUAGACUUUGUAAAUAUCUCCGUACUGUCUCUGAAAGAUUUGAAUUGUUUUGUAAAGAGACCACAAUAGUUGACGGGAACAAGGUCCAUCUAGGCUCUCUAAAUUUGGUAAAACUCACAUACAGAGUAAUGAAACUUGUUUUUUCACUUUUAGGUAUCAAGCCAGUGGAAAAGUUUUAA